Molecule: messenger RNA, 1530 nt
Organism: Jaminaea rosea
Lineage: Eukaryota; Fungi; Basidiomycota; Exobasidiomycetes; Microstromatales
Exons: 5
Coding region: 1-1530 (509 amino acids)
Biological process (GO): pectin catabolic process
Cellular component (GO): extracellular region
Molecular function (GO): polygalacturonase activity
Source: RefSeq, a predicted model, not a curated record
AUGCUGGCCACUCGCCUCAUCGUCGCGCUCCUAGCCACCAACGCCGUGGUUCUCGCGCUCUCAAAGCCCGGCCGUCGGGCGAGCAACGUCAUUCAAGUCACCGGCCCGAUUCCGAUUGACGUGCCGGAAGAUCUCAUCGAAGGUCUGGGCCCCGUCACCAAGCCCGUGUUUGCGCCUGAAGACAGCUCAGUGGGGGAUGGGCUCGAUCCUCCUGUCAUCAAGGAUGACCCGCCGAGUGCGCAAAACAAGAGGGCUGAUCACGCACAGGGUCAGCAUGGAGUCGCGUUCUACGGCAAGCGCAGAGCUGUGCUACUUCACGCCGCCCGAAGUGCUCAAUCUGAGAGAGCCAAUACGACGACGCCUGACAGGGGUGAAACGGCCCCCAAGCCAACGGCAAAGUCCAAGUCUAAGCCCCAAAGCAAUUCGACCACCGCCGACAAAACGGCUGCGCAUCCCUCGCUACAUCCCUCACCGUCCUCUGCCCCUGCUGAUUGCAUCUUCACCGACCUGCCCACCGUCCUCGCGCGCAAGAGAGCCUGUACGCACAUUGUCCUGCGCAAUAUCAAGGUGCCGGCUGGCGAAACGCUUGAUCUCAACAACCUCCAAGCGGGAACGCAGGUCAUCUUCGACGGCAACACGACAUUUGGCUACGCUGAGUGGCCAGGCCCGCUCAUUACCGUUUCCAGCUCCAACAGCAUUACAGUCACUGGAUCCCCGGGGGCAGUCAUCGACUACCAAGGUGCACGAUGGUGGGACGGCAAAGGAGGCAAAGGCGGCAAGACGAAGCCACGCGCGUUUCGAGUAGAAAGCCUGGACAAUAGCAGAAUCUCUGGCUUGACGCUGCGCAACACGCCCGUCUUUGCAUUCAGCAUAUCGGGCUCUGCGUACCUGACCUUCGAGGGCAUCACAAUUGACAAUAAAGAUGGAGCUGUGGGCGACCGAGGUCACAACCAAGACGGCUUCGACGUAGCGCAUUGCCAGGACAUUCUGGUGCGCAGCAACACCGUCUACUCGACAGACGACUGCAUCGCAGUCAACAGCGCGAGGAAGGUCCGAUUCCUUGACAACUUCUGCUACGGCACGCACGGCGCAUCGCUUGCCCCGCUGGGCCAUGGCAUCAUCGAGCAUGCGCUCGUCCAGAACAACUACAUCGAUGGCGGCCUGUACGCCCUUCGCAUCAAAGCAGCCAAGGACGAGUAUGCCUCGGUCCACUCGGUCACCUUCCGUGACAACCGCUUUACCAACAUCACCAAGACGGGCAUCGAGGUGGUGCAGAAUUACGACAAUGGCGGCUCCUACGAGAACCGCGAGGCCAGCUUCAACGCGCCCUUUUCGCAGGUCACGUACGAGAACAAUACAGGAACGGUUGCGAACCGGCGCAAGGCCAACCGCUUUACCUUGAAUUGCAGUCCAGGGGCUUGUGAUGGAUUCAUUUGGAAGGCGAGCAGCGUGACUGGGGGAGGAAAGCCGGACGUUUGCGUGCAUGCACCGCAGAGCAUGCCGUGCGGCGCCGGAACCCACAAUGCUUAA